AUGGCCGUGUACUGGAUCACAGAAUCACUACCGAUUGCCGUGACCUCUCUGCUGCCCGUGGUCCUCUUUCCUUUCUUGGAGAUUAUGUCUUCUGGUGAGGUGGCUGCCGAGUAUUUGAAUGACACGAGUAUGCUGUUCAUCGGUGGACUAGUGAUGGCCAUCGCUAUAGAGUACUGGCAUAUUCACACCCGAGUGGCCAUGCGUAUCAUGAUGCUCGUUGGAACCGAACCCAAAUGGCUGUUGCUAGGUAUGAUGACGGCAACAUGGUUCCUGUCCAUCUGGAUUUCAAACAUCGCCACCACGGCCAUGAUGCUCCCCAUAUCUGAAGCCAUCAUGGAACAGUUGAAGGGAGGACAGACAAGGAAAAAACAAGGUGGAGCAACAAUGGAACUGCAGGUACUUCCCUCUGCUAAUGGGACACAACAAGCCUCCGACCGUAAAGACAGAAAGGCAAGCUUAGACAAAGAAAGAACUGAAGCUAACGAUCAGGCCCAGCCGAAGGUCACAGCUGACGUGGAAAUGGCUCAGCAGGUCUUGGAGGACGAUCCGGCCUACAAGAGGUUCUGCAAAGCCAUGUCGCUGAGCAUCUGCUACUCCUCCAACGCUGGUGGCAUUGCUAGCCUGACAGGGACGGGCCCUAAUCUGGUCUUGAAGGGGCAGGCAGACGAUCUCUACCAACGGUAUGGGUUGGUGGAUCCUGUCACCUUUGGAACCUGGAUCGGUUACGGCUUCCCGUUGUCGAUACUGAUAAUGUUGAGCGGGUGGCUAUGGCUUCUGACAACCUACCUCAGAUGUGGCUGUUCAAAAACUGAAGACCAUAAAGAAAGAUCCAAACGAAUCAGCGCGUCAAUCCGGGAGGAUUACAAGAAAUUGGGCCCUCUAGUAGCAGGUCAAGUGAUGGUGUCAGUGCUCUUCAUCGUUUUAUUGGCUCUGUGGAUAACUCGUGAUCUGGGAGGCGUGUCUGGCUGGGGGAAAUCGUUCACGCCUGAGGUCAAGGACGGAGCUUCAUCCAUACUUAUCUGCAUCCUGUUGUUUGCCCUCCCCUCCACCCUGCCGUUUCUAAAGUCAUACA
Messenger RNA from Candidula unifasciata, 1072 nucleotides. Lineage: Eukaryota; Metazoa; Mollusca; Gastropoda; Stylommatophora; Geomitridae. The record is from the annotation of a GenBank genome assembly.